Molecule: messenger RNA, 4053 nt
Organism: Guillardia theta CCMP2712
Lineage: Eukaryota; Cryptophyceae; Pyrenomonadales; Geminigeraceae
Exons: 5
Coding region: 1-4053 (1350 amino acids)
Molecular function (GO): endopeptidase activity; calcium ion binding; protein binding
Source: RefSeq, a predicted model, not a curated record
AUGGGGUCGUACACCCAUGUCCACUUCAUCAACGCUCCUUUCUCAGCUCCUGAAACCAGCGCGUACUCGCGCAAGAAACCGCUAGAAAGAAUCAUGGAAACAACCAGCACAGAAGACUUCGAAAAGAUGAGAACGUCAGCAGCAAUUCAGAUGCAAAGUUUUGCACGCCGGAAGAUCUACCAUUCUAGGUUCUGGACUUGGCGGGAGAAGCUACAGCAGCUUAAGCGCCAACUCCAUACUGCUCAACUCCUGCGAGAUCAGCUGCUGGCAGCUGAGCUCAAACGUUCCCCGCUGUCUGCCUUCGUGAAGCGAACGCUCCUUCAGAGAGGUCUGCUCAGGAAGAAAGCAGCAGCGUGCAAGCUACAGAGCUUACUCCGCGCCCUUCUGGUGAGGAAGGGAAGCUACGGGAAAGAGGACUGGGAUGGAGUCCUUGAGUCCCUCAGCGACAGUGAGGGAGACGACAGCCUUUCCAAGUUCGGGGACGAGUCGUCGGAGGAGGAAGCGGACGACUUCAACAUGCAGGUUUGCUGUGAUGGGUCACUUGCCUUGUACCUGACUGCUCCUCCCCCACUCUCCUGGCAGUCGGAGGCAGAGCCGAUGUCCAUGAGCCUCUCCCUGCCCCACACUUCCAUGGCAGAAGUGCCGAGACUGAGCUCAGCGGAGGCUAGCAAGGCGUUCCAGCUGUUGGACAGCAAGAGGCGGGGAAGCAUAACGCCCGACGAGCUCCGCUAUGGCCUCGCGUGCUAUCCUUACUUGGCGCAGAAGUUGAACCUGAGCUCGGAGGAGACGGUCGAGCUCGCCAUCUAUCACAUGCUGAGGUCGUCCAACAGCUCGCACAGAAUCGCAUACCAUGCGUUCGCUAGCUACUUCUUGGACGAGCAGUCGGUGAGUGUUUUGCUCAAAACUCCCCAGCCAGGGACGGAGGGUAUGCCGCAGCGGCUCCCUGUCGACGCCUAUGUCGAUUUCCGACUGAUCCGAGAGGAGCUGGAGAGGAAGAUGAAGGAAGCAGAGGAGGCGCACAACAAGAGGGUGCAGGAGCAGGCGGAGAUGAGGAGAGAGGAAAGGCGGGGAGUCGGGAAGCAAGGAGGCGAAGAUAAGAGGCAAGAGAAGGGAAAGGAGCACGGAACGCUGGAGAACAAGAGAGAGGAGCAGAGAUGGGAAGGUAAGAGAGAGGACCAUAGCCUGCCGAUGGGGUUCAAGCAGGUGAGGUUGAGGAGGAGCAGGAACGGAAAUUCCAUCAGGUCUCUUGGUCUUGGUUUCUUUGCGGACAAGGAGACAAAGGACGUGGUUAUCGACGAGCUGCUUGCGGAUUCUCCGGCAGCGAGGAGUCGCGUGCUUGCUGUGGGAGACUACAUCAGGAAGAUAGACGGACAAGACGUGGGCGGCAAGGAGAGCAGAGAGAUCGACGACUUGCUCUCCGGCCCUGCCGACAGCUUCGUCGACCUCUUGAUCCAAGAUCAGUCCGAUGCCCUUCGGGACAAGCCGCCUUCUCCUCGUGUAAGCUCGAGGCCUCAUCAGCACGUGCGGAUCCAGGAGGAACGGAGCAAGGCGUUCGCUCCUGCUCCUCCUGCUCCUCCUGCUCCUCCUGCUCCUCGCUAUGAUCCAAGGAAAGCACUCAACGUUGAGCUACACCUCACCAACGACUUCGAUGACUUCAUUUCCGGCGGUUCAGUUGUCUCCGUUCGCAAAGCCUCCUUCUCCGCACAGGCCACCAACGAGAUCGCGCGCUCGUUGAAUGCUCUCCCUGCCCGCAUCUUCGUCGUCGACGUGUACGCAGGUAGCGUCAUCCUCCUGCUCCAGGUCCUCCCCGCCAUCAAGGGAAGGGACGAGCGCAGCCCGGAGGAGGUGGUGAGGGAGUUGGAGCAACAGAUACGAGACCACAAGUCCCCCCUCCGCAGGUCACCCACGUGCAGGAAUGCCUUCAAGGUGGCUAUCCUUGGAUAUGUCGACGAGCCUCGUCAGCAGCAGCAGCAGCAGCACGAGGAGGAGGAGGAGGAGCUUCCUCCUCCUCCUCCGCAGUCCAUCUCUCCUCGAGGAGACUCCGCCCCUGAUCCUGUGCUGGAGACGAGGAUCAACCCUGUUUUCUCCUUCGUGCCCUCCACGCGCAUCAAGUUCCAGAGGUAUGCCGUGAGGUCCAUCAAGGGAAAGAAGAAACCAGAGGAGCUCAGAGUCACCUCCCCUGCCGGAGAUUCGAGCCUGAAGGUCGAGCAAGAGGAGGAGCAGGAGAACAAGGCUUCGGAGAGGAGCAGGGAGGAGGAACAUCCUUUGGCCAAAGGGGAGGAGUCACCGAAGGAGCUGGAGAUACCCGAAGAGCAGCCUCUCGUCCUCCGUCUUGCACCCAGCACUUUCCCAGCUCCGCUCCCCCCCCCUGCUCCUGCAGCAAACCUCCCCAGCUGGGGUCCAGUUCAGCAAAUGGGCGAACACCCCUCGCCAGUCCUCCACCCUCCUCCUCCUGUCCAGUAUCCUUUUUAUUCACCCUUGUAUGCAACACAGCCUGGGUUCUUCUAUCCUCCAAUACAGCAGGACCUGUCAUCCCAGCUUCCCCAAGGCUUCUACAUGUACGGAACCCAGCCCGCCUUACAACAAGGACUGCAGACUGGACCUCUUUAUCCCUACCCGCCUCCCGUCCCCUUCUCCUCCUCCCCUGAGCAAGCGGCACCAGCGGUCUCCCAUCUCUCACCCAAGGACAUGAGUCACGUAGGAGGAAGCGUGUGGGUGACGGCCGAGCUCGUGAGGGAGCCGGUUCCCCCAAGGAAGGAGGUAGAGAAGCAGGUUCCGAGGAAGGACAUCAUCCUGCCGGGCAGGACAGCUCCUCGCAUCACCAUCCACAGGGAGAGCAAGGAGGAGCUCGAGGCCGCUCCUCCCUCCAAUGAGUUCAUCCGUUCCAUGCGCAUCAUGGCGAACUUGUCGACAGAUUCGUAUGGCUCCCUCCUCUCUGCGAGCACCAGCGGGCGCCAGCAGUCGACGAGCAAGAGCCUCUUCCACGAGCUCUCCGACGCUCUUGCAACUCCCUCCGACCAGUCGGAGCCCCAACAACUGCAGCCCCAGGAGCCUCAGGAGGAGGCGCCGCCACAGCAGCAGCACAAGAAGGAGAAGGAGAAGGAGAAGGAGAAGGCAGCAGACAUGUCAGAGGUGGCGGGGGUUGGGAUCUCGAUCCAGCAGCAGAGCUAUCACGACCACGAGGUCUUCCUCGUCGUCGGCAUGAACGACAGCGGGCCCGCUGCCACCUGCGGCAUGAUCAGCGUCGGAGACGAGCUGGUCGCCAUUGACAACUGGUCGGUGGAAGGAGCAACUCCGGCAGAGCUUCUUGCUCACCUGGUGGGGCCCAUGAACAGCAUGGUCAUGCUGAGCAUCUACAGCAAGUCUGCGUGUCAGACGCUCCACAUCGUCCUCCAGAGGACUGUCAGAGACGUGGGCAAGCGAGGCAGGACAAGCUCCUCCACUCUGCCUCCUCCUCCCUCCUCCCUCUUGUCCAGCCCCACCCGCCCGCAGGACUCGGAGGCAAAGUACAAGGCAGAGCUCUUCGUCUCCGACCUCUUCUCCUCCACCAAGAGUUUGAUCCGCAUGUUCGAGGAGCAAGAGGACACGGCGCUGCCGCUACUCAAGUCCUCCUCCUCCUCCCCCUCCUUCCAGCCCAGCACCAGCAGCGUCUUCGACUGGCAGAGUCAAGGGACCUCCUCUCAGGUGAUUCAUCCCAACACCACAGACACAUCGAGCAAGGUAACCUCCUCCUCCCUCCCUGCUCCCCCGACAGACCGCAGCAACGAGCUCCAGACCUGGACCCACGAGCGUCGAGUGCAGGAGGAGGAAGAGGAGGUUGGAGACGGGGAUCCCUUCUCCUACGAGGAGCAUCGGUGCCAGGACUACCUUGCCCUCAACCUCCACCGGGUCGCCAUGCACGCAAGUCACUGGGAGCCUCCGGAGCCUCUUUUCUACCCCACGUCUUACAGCAAGUCCAGAAACAUGCGGGAAGCAGAGGAGUACGGCAGGGAGAAGCUCUUACCCAUCAGCGAGCCCUCCUCCUCCAAGUUCAACGCCGGCAUGCUCCUGUAA